Molecule: messenger RNA, 240 nt
Organism: Ostertagia ostertagi
Lineage: Eukaryota; Metazoa; Nematoda; Chromadorea; Rhabditida; Trichostrongylidae
Source: the annotation of a GenBank genome assembly
AUGGGCUCUGCUCAAAGUCAAGAGGAACAGCCAGAUGUAGUCCGGAUUGACAGAAAUGAAAUUCCUGAGGAGUACAAAACUGUGGGAGUGUCUUCAGAUGUCGUUAAAAGGGUAAACGCGCAGACUGGUGGUGGAAGCACUGAAGCGGAGCGGUUGAGGGAAGAGUUAGCCCGUGAGCGAGAGGAGAAGCUGCGUUUGAGACAAGAGAUGGCUCGCCUUCACUCAACUACAACAAAGACA